This is a messenger RNA of Leptosia nina, 777 nucleotides long. The record is from the annotation of a GenBank genome assembly. NCBI's taxonomy places the organism in Eukaryota, Metazoa, Arthropoda, Insecta, Lepidoptera, Pieridae.
AUGGCAUUUUUAAUGUGGGUUCAUCGCAGAAGUGAAGAUCCAUCUUGCACAUCCAUAGAAUGCUAUUGGAGGAAAUCCAAACUUUUUAGAGUUGGGAGUACCGUUAAAUACAUAACUGCUACGGAAUUAUCUAAGGGUAGCCCUAGCAUACCAUCAGAUACCGAAGUAUUCGAAAAGUUUGUAGAAGAAGGGAAGAGAAGGUUAACCGACUGUGAAUUAAUGAAAUACCAAAAGGACUAUGCUUUUGAUAGACUUCUUAGUCUAUCAAUGGACAAUUUAGUGUUGAAAUAUAAAGAAAACUGUUGUAAUAAAUUUUUGGAUAGUGUGAUAUUUUCUGAUGCUGACAUCAACAAUGUAGAAGAAGAAACAAGGGAGCAACAUAAAAGUAAGCUUUGGUAUGGAUUAAGGUAUGGCAGAGUGACCGCUUCAAGAGCAUAUGAAUUCAGUAGGUGUAAAACCAGUGACGGCACUCUGAUGGCAGUUAUAAUGGGUGGAAAAAUUCCAGACACAACAGCUAUGAAACGUGGUAGAAUUUUGGAGGAUGAAGUGAGGAAAACUGUAAGUGCCAACCUGGAAAAGAAAAUUAGAAAAUGUGGGUUGUUCUUAUCUAAAAAUUAUCCCAUGCUAGCGGGUUCACCUGAUGGGAUCUGUGAAAAUGGUAUAAUAGAAAUUAAGUGUCCUAUGAGUCAAAAAACAGUUAAAGCAUAUGUAAAGAAUAGGAAGCCAACCCAAAAGUUUUAUGUGCAAAUGCAACUUCAAAUGUUACUAAAGGAAUAA